CAGCAAGUUCAGCCAGUCCCGUCCGUGCCCCAGACAGACGGACAGACAAACGGACAGACGGAUGGUCGUGAUCUGGUGGCGAGGUCCGUCGGCCUCGAAGUAGCUCACUUUCUCGACGAGACGGGUCUCGUAGUGGCGCUUCUAAUUGCCGUUGCUGCCGUGCCCGGAGCGUCUUGGAGACGGAGAAGGUGCGAGCGAGAGUGUGGAUUUCGAGUGUGUGAGUUGUCUGAUUUUGAAAUUCGAAGAGGAUUUUGAAAAUGCAGGCCGGUGGAGUUUGCGUGAGCGGAGCGCAGGCCGGAGUCCGUUGCGCUCCUGCGAGGAGCGUGGCCAGGCUCGCGACCGCCAAGAGGACGGAUUUGGGGUCGGUUUUCAAGACCGGGCACGCGCGCCCGUUCCUUGCUCAGGUCUCGUCGCAGGUCGCCACGAAGAAGGCUGAGCUCGGAGACGCCCCGAGGAGUCGCUCGUUUGCGGCUGUGAGGAUGUCUGCCGGAAAGGAUGCGCCCAUGUUGACAGAUGCCGCUCAGUUGAUCUCCAGUGUGGAGACUUUCGUCUUCGACUGCGAUGGUGUAAUCUGGAAGGGUGAUACUUUAAUUGACGGUAUUCCAGAAACACUCGACAUGCUACGUGCCCUGGGCAAGAAGCUUAUCUUUGUUACAAACAACUCCACCAAGUCAAGGAAGCAAUACGGGAAGAAAUUCGAAAGCCUGGGCUUGGAUGUCAGUGAGGAAGAAAUAUUCUCCUCCUCGUUCGCCGCAGCUGGUUAUUUGAAGUCAAUCGAUUUUGCUGCCGACAAAAAGGUGUACAUCAUAGGUGAGGUCGGUAUUCAAAAGGAGUUGGAGCAAGCGGGCAUUCAGUAUUUGGGAGGACCUGAGGAUGGUGACAAAAAAAUAGAUUUGGCACCAGGGAGCUACAUGCAGCACGAUCAUGAUGUUGGAGCAGUUGUUGUAGGAUUCGAUCGUUACCUGAACUACUACAAACUCCAAUACGCCACGCUCUGCAUCAGAGAAAAUCCUGGUUGUCUUUUUAUCGCCACCAACUGUGAUGCUGUGACCCAUCUUACUGACGCUCAAGAGUGGGCCGGUGGUGGUUCUAUGGUCGGUGCUAUCAAAGGGUCCACCAAGAAAGAGCCUACUGUUGUUGGAAAACCUUCCACUUUUAUGUUAGACUAUCUCGCAAACAAGUUCAAUAUCAGCAAGACGCAGAUCUGCAUGGUCGGAGAUAGGCUAGACACAGACAUACUGUUCGGACAGAAUGGUGGAUGUAAAACUCUGCUAGUUCUUUCAGGAGUGACGGACUUGAAGACUCUGCAGAGCCCAGAUAAUUCUAUUCAGCCAGACUUUUACACCAAUCAACUGUCUGAUCUGCUGGCUGCAAAAAAAGUAGCAACCGUAUGACUGAAGCAUAUAUACACUAGAUCAGAAUCUGUAUAAUUCAUUUUUCCCAUGAUCGGUGACUGUAUAUUAUCUCAUUCUUAUUGAAGUGAACCCAGCAAAUGUUCUCGCUUUAUAAUGACUGGGUCGGUCUCAACGAAUCAGGAUUCCCUGACCAUGUGCUCGACAUCCUGCCCAAUUAUCCUAGAAAAGCGCUGUUCUACUCGCAAGGCUGAUUCAAGUUACAGAGGCCAGUCAGAGGCCGUCAUGUGACCAUCCGGCAACUAUUUUGUCCACUCUAUAGAGCCCCUUGUGCAGAAAUCUAUUUAGAUAACACAGCCACCGUGCUCUCUCUUUUCUCUGUUCUCACCGUCCUCGUUGUGUAACCGUUACAAGCACCCUGCCAA
Messenger RNA from Marchantia polymorpha subsp. ruderalis, 1777 nucleotides. Lineage: Eukaryota; Viridiplantae; Streptophyta; Marchantiopsida; Marchantiales; Marchantiaceae. The record is from the annotation of a GenBank genome assembly.